AUGGUAGCUAUCAAACAAGGGUUCUUGAAGGAAGAGCUUUGUGUGGCCAUCUCUGCGUGUCAGGAAAUUCAAGUGUACAUUGCAAAGUGGUUGCAAGUGAUCCUUUACAUUACAAAGGAUCUCAUUGGCAUUUACACAGGUCAACCAGGGCUGGUAGAGGCAGGAUCAGGAGAAAGUGCUGAGUACAAGAGAAGGACUAAAUAUGUUCAGAAAAGUCUUAAUCCUGAGUGGAAUCAAACAGUAAUUUAUAAAAGUAUCUCCAUGGAACAGCUCAAGAAGAAAACAUUGGAGAUGACAGUCUGGGAUUAUGAUAGAUUUUCUUCCAAUGAUUUUCUUGGUGAGGUAUUGAUUGAUUUAUCUAACACAUCUCACCUCGAUAACAUGCCUAGGUGGUAUCCUCUCAAAGAACAGACUGAAAGCAUUGAUCAUGGCAAGCCCUAUUCCAGUCAAAGCAGCCAACAGUCCCCAAAGCCGUCUGUCAUCAAGAGUAGAAGCCAUGGUAUCUUCCCUGAUCUAUCCAAGGAAAUGCAGGUUCCCACCAUUGAGAAAUCCCAUAGUAGUCCCGGUAGCUCGAAAUCCUCAUCCAAAGGCCAUCUCCGCUCUCAUGGACCAUCUCGCGGUCAAAGCAAAACCAGCGUCACUCAGACCCACCUGGAAGAUGCAGGGGCUGCUAUAGCCGCUGCCAAAGCCGCAGUGCAACAACUCCGCCUUCAACCAAGUAAAAGACGCAAAUAA
This is a messenger RNA of Lagenorhynchus albirostris (white-beaked dolphin), 735 nucleotides long. Its product is annotated as protein piccolo-like. Gene Ontology annotation, biological process: protein localization to synapse; presynaptic active zone assembly. The transcript has 5 exons. Lineage: Eukaryota; Metazoa; Chordata; Mammalia; Artiodactyla; Delphinidae. Gene Ontology annotation, cellular component: glutamatergic synapse; membrane; axon. The coding region runs from base 1 to 735 and encodes 244 amino acids. The record is from RefSeq and is a predicted model, not a curated record. Gene Ontology annotation, molecular function: structural constituent of presynaptic active zone.